AGUGUACAGCUGGACAAACGCGACCCACGACACAACGAUUUUCCCCCUCGACGUUUCGGUUGAAAAAACAGUGGAUUUGCCCGUUUUUUAGCCAAUAACGCGAGCAAACUGACAAAGGAGACACGUGUUUAUUAAUCGUAUUGGAGAUUAUCAGAAGAAUUUCUUCGCGGUGUGGUUUUCCUGUCACGUCCGGGACCGGAAAAGAGCCGUUUUCCCCCGACAGCUGGUUUGCGGAUUCCCCCCUAUUUGCACUUGAAGUUGUGUGAGCCGGCUGAGAUGAGCGGUCCAGAGGUGGCCAAGACACCAGGAGGCGGAGCUCCGGGCAAGGAGGGAAAGGAGCCAGUGGCCAAUGGGCACGCAGGAGAGGGCAGCGACGCCAACCCGUUCGCUGAGUACAUGUGGAUGGAGAAUGAAGAAGAGUAUAACAGACAGGUGGAAGAGGAGCUGUUGGAGCAGGAGUUCUUGGAGCGCUGCUUCCAGGAAAUGCUGGAAGAGGAGGACCAGGAUUGGUUCAUCCCUUCGCGUGACCUCAACAACCAGGGGGUGGGGCAGCUGCAGCAGCAGCUCAACGGCCUGUCUGUCAGCGAUCACCACAACAACCUGGAGGAAGUGGCGAGGAAGAGCAUCUUGAAUCCCGAAGCGAAGGAGUUCGUCCCGGGGAAGAAAUACUAGGAGUCCCCCUCACCCCCAUGGAGCCUCCACGCGCGCACACAUACACCAGUUCUCACAUAUUCUCAGAGACUCUGGCGGCCACGACCGCACACACACUGAUACACACACGCACACAAACAUGCACACAGCCACACGCACACACACUCCUACACACUUGAAGUCAAUGGCGUGCUGGCAGGCCCAGUUGGGGGGUGGGGGGAUUUCUUUUUCUUUCUUUCUUUUUGUUUCUUUAAUCUUUUUAUUUUCCUGUUUGUUUCUUGUAAACUGAGGGACAUUGGGAACAGGGGUGGGGGAGGGGUGUAAUACCAGCACCGCCCUACUGCAGGCGCUAGCUCAUCAUUGCAUUUCACAAGGCGCCGUUGAUGUCUUCAGAGUACGCAGAUCUCAUUGAUGUCCCCUUGGAACUGAGGCAGCUACCAGGGAGUGAUGCCUGGACAAAGCGUCAAUCAAAAUAAACAUCUAAAACAUUAAAAAAAUGACCUCACAUACUUAGAUUUGUGCGCUGUCAAAUUUGAAAAACAUCGUCAGAAGGUCGAGGGUCUCCAUAACAGCGAGAUCGACUAACAUUUUAGGGGACUCGAUGAGUUUCUGCAGCUGCUCUGUUGCAUCAUCACGGUCAGUCAGACCCGCUAAACGUUUGCUCCUAUGAUGUCAUAAGCUCCUUGUGACAACACGGCUCUUGUGCAUCUAGAAAUGCGGGUUCUUAUUUGUAUCUGCGGCGGCUCCGUUCCAAACCAAAUACAGACCCCACCCUCCCUGACAUGAUCUCAGCAGACAUGGACAGGUGUAAUCAUGGAUACAGAAGUUAUUUUCCCAUUUUAUGUGGAAGUCCAUGUUUAUGUUUUGCCCAGUUCAUUAAAACAGAGACGUGAGUUUCUCAAUCAUGCAUCGAGACGCAAGAAAAAUAUUAUAGAGGGAAGAUCAGAGAAUUUUUCUUUUAAUAUCCUCAAACAAAUUUUUGUUCUGUUCACGGCCUCAUCCUUUAGUUCAGUUUGGAUUCAUGGAGUGUAGUGAACAACCUUGUUACAGGGGAGUAUUUGGUCUGGAACACAGCCACUGCCUCUUUCAGCUGGACAGCUUAGUUUGUCCAGCAUCAGAUCAAGUGUCCAUAUCCAAAUCAGGUUUUCAAAUAGCCUCUCCUCCUUUUUUCUUUUUUUUUCUCUUCAUGUUUGUGAGGAUGAGGCAUUUUGUGUCUCUACUGGGUACAGUAACCUGUGGUGUCCAUUCAGUCCUGUUAGCAGGAGGAAAUGUGAGGGGACAAUGUUGUCAUGGCCAAUCAGAAUAAAGCAGUAUAGAACACGUGGCAGACAGUUUGGCUUUCUUGCUGUUCUUCUCUUUGUCGGUUGACGUCCUUGAGGAAGUUCUUUUUUAACCGUAAAUCUUUGUUGUGGUUUGCCUUUCCCUGAAGCAUCGCCUCGUAGUGCAAGUAUAAUGGCUGUCAAGAUGUGAGCCAGUAGAAAAAAGUUGUAUAUGUGAAGAUGCUUUUUAGGAAACGCAGAUUCUAAUCAACAGGAAUUAUAAAUUAUUUGGUCUUUUUUUUUUUUUUUCUAGUUCUCAGCCCUUUUGGUUGAAAAUGCAGAGGCAGUAUUGAAAUCUUGUGACCUGAACGUAAUGUUCUUCAUGCCACUGUUCAUUUGUGGUAUUAACAGUGACGAUAAUGUCUGGUGUAUUUGACUGUAUAAGUGUUAAGUAGACA
Molecule: messenger RNA, 2368 nt
Organism: Centropristis striata (black sea bass)
Lineage: Eukaryota; Metazoa; Chordata; Actinopteri; Perciformes; Serranidae
Gene: paip2b
Product: poly(A) binding protein interacting protein 2B
Exons: 4
Coding region: 277-672 (131 amino acids)
Biological process (GO): negative regulation of translational initiation
Cellular component (GO): cytoplasm
Molecular function (GO): mRNA regulatory element binding translation repressor activity
Source: RefSeq, a predicted model, not a curated record